This is a messenger RNA of Labrus bergylta (ballan wrasse), 3101 nucleotides long. Its product is annotated as sodium/myo-inositol cotransporter. NCBI's taxonomy places the organism in Eukaryota, Metazoa, Chordata, Actinopteri, Labriformes, Labridae. Gene Ontology annotation, biological process: transmembrane transport; myo-inositol transport; inositol metabolic process. Gene Ontology annotation, cellular component: plasma membrane. The record is from RefSeq and is a predicted model, not a curated record. Gene Ontology annotation, molecular function: D-glucose:sodium symporter activity.
UCAGUCAGCGAGCUCACCUGAGGGGGAGAGAGAGAGAGAGAGAGAGCAACCAUGCGGAGGAAACAGGUCCCAAAGUUCUGACGAUUCGCUGCCAAACGCACCAAACCAAAACCUGCUCAGAAUCCUGAAGCUGAAGUCAACUUUGCAGAUGGCUCAGAAUAUUUGAAUACAAACAGACGCCUAACAAAGUCAGACUUCCUCUUUGUCACUGCUCUGUAGUUUAGAUACGACCGUUUGCAUUGUGUGUUUUACUAAUCUGUGGAUUUGUGUUGUUUCCUCAGAAGGUAUAAACCGUGACAGUUUUUAGUACUUUAGUGGAACAAACAUGGCCGCCACCAUGGAAGCAGCAGACAUCGCUGUAGUCGCGCUAUACUUUGUCGUGGUCCUGCUGAUUGGUUUCCUUGCCAUGCGGAAAGCCAACCACAGCACGGUCAGCGGAUACUUCCUCGCUGGUCGCUCCAUGAACUGGGCCGCCAUCGGUGCAUCUCUGUUCGUCAGCAACAUAGGAAGUGAACAUUUCAUUGGCCUGGCUGGAUCAGGAGCUUCCAGCGGGCUGGGUGUGGCUGCGUGGGAGUUAAACGCUGUAUUACUGCUCCAGCUGUUAGGCUGGGUUUUUAUCCCGGUUUAUAUCCACUCAGGUGUGUACACGAUGCCCGAGUACCUGGCCAAGCGGUAUGGUGGGAGGAGGCUGAAGGUGUAUUUCGCUGCGUUAUCGCUCCUCAUGUACAUCUUCACCAAGCUGUCUGUCGACCUCUACGCCGGAGCCUUGUUCAUCCAGGAAUCACUGGGCUGGAACCUCUACCUGUCCAUCAUUCUGCUCAUCACCAUGACAGCGCUGCUCACCGUCACUGGGGGUCUGGUCGCCGUCAUCUACACGGACACGGUCCAGGCCUUCCUCAUGAUCACCGGCGCUCUGUGCCUCACAGGGAUCAGCCUCUUCAAAGUGGGAGGACUGGAAGGGGUCUGGACCAAGUACAUGCAGGCUUCUCCAAACAUCUCUGCCAUCCUGCUGUCGUCGCCAAACCUGACAUACUCUGAGUCAUGCCACCAGCACCUCUACCCAAAACCGGACAGUCUGAAGAUCCUGCGAGGCCCGAGGGAUCCUGACCUUCCCUGGCCUGGCUUCUUACUGGGCCAGACUCCUGCCUCUAUCUGGUACUGGUGUGCUGAUCAGGUGAUUGUCCAGAGGGUUCUUGCGGCAAAGAACAUAGCCCAUGCCAAGGGUUCGACUAUCAUGGCUGGCUUUCUGAAGAUCCUCCCCAUGUUCGUCAUUGUCAUCCCAGGGAUGAUUUCCAGGAUCCUGUUUGCCAAUGAGUUGGCAUGUAUCAGCCCUGAACACUGUAUGGAGGUGUGUGGUUCUGCUGCUGGCUGCAGCAACGUGGCUUACCCUCGGCUCGUCAUGUCUGUGAUGCCAGUCGGUCUCCGAGGCCUCAUGAUGGCUGUCAUGAUAGCAGCUCUGAUGAGCGACUUAGACUCCAUCUUCAACUCAGCCAGCACCAUCUUCACGCUGGAUAUUUACAAGAUGCUACGUAAGCAGGUGUCGUCCAGGGAGCUGCUGAUCGUCGGCAGGUUGUUUGUGCUUUUCACAGUGGUCGUCAGCAUCGCCUGGGUGCCGGUCAUCAUCGAGAUGCAGGGAGGCCAAAUGUUCUACUACAUCCAGGAAGUGAUAGAUUACCUGACGCCGCCCAUAGCUGCUCUCUUCUUGCUCAGUGUCCUGUGGCAUCGCUGCAAUGAAACAGGCGCCUUUUGGGGCGGGGUGGCAGGGUUUGUUCUGGGAUCAGUGCGUUUGAUUUUGGCGUUGGUUUACCGCGAGCCUCGCUGCGACCAACCAGAUGAGCGGCCAUCUUUCAUCAAAGAUUUUCACUUCAUGUACGUGGCAGCCAUCUUGUUUUGGGUGUCAGCUUUGGUGACAGUGGUUGUGAGUCUUUGCACUCCGCCGCCCAGCAAAGAACAAAUUGCUACCACGACUCUGUGGGGUUUGAGGCAGAGAAGGAAACGGAGACAGCAGGAAAAAGAGAAAGCUGCAGAAGACAUGAAUGCUUUGAAGCCUCUGACUCAUCCGGUCCUCAACGGAAACAAUCAUGACAACAGUCAGGACCAUCUGAACAAGCCCAAAGGCCCAAGUAUACAGACCAGUGACACAAACACACACCAUCCAGUCCAGAAUGGCUACCACUCGCCAAACUCCGUCCCUGGUUGGGUCGAGAAGGGAGAGGAGAUGGUAGUGAAUGGUGGGGAGGAGGAAGAGGGGGGCUGUUUUGGAGGAGGAGGUGGGGUGGAGAGUGGGAGGUGUGUGAAGGCUUUAGAGCGGUUCUGUGGUUUUAAAGAGAAACCAUCCAAAAUUCAGGUAAUGACAGUCCAGGAACACGAGAGGAUGGUAGACGAGCUUCUUCAUGAACCUCCACAAACCAGAAUGAUCCUGAACAUUGGACUGUUUGUGAUCUGCUCUUUGGGGGUCUUUAUCUUCAUCUAUUUCUCUGUAUAGGCUGUGAGCAGGGAUACAGGUUUGGUAAGAUACUCUUCAGUUUUCUAUGAACCUUGAAUUCUUUUGGAGCACAGUGAAAAGGUAGCCUGGACAGGUAAACAGCUGUUUCUGUUUUAGCCCAAUGCGGAAAUGAAACUAGAGCCCUGCAAAGAUUUAAAAUACUCUCAGCUUUACAUUUGUUUUGAUGAAGGAACAAAUGUGUUGUAUAUUUUGUACAAAUGGUGAUUCCUGUGAAGGGUUCAGUAAUCUUCCAAUUAUUCCGAUGGAAUAAGGAAUGUCAAUUCAGACGUUAGAGUUUUAUAAAAACCCAACAAGCACUUUUUUAAAGGUAACUGAAGCUCUUAAAGUGACCCUUAAGAUAGUCUUUAAGUGCUGUGGAUAUUUGUACGAAUGAUUUUACCCUCUCAUGUAUUUCUGAACCCCCAACAGUCCACAUGCCUUCAGGCAAUGAGUGGAGAUGUUUGGUGGGAUACAAAAGUCCACAUUGUAUUAUUUGAGGGAAAAUGUGUUCUUAGAUAAUAUCCAAAAUAUCCCUGACCCCUUUGUAUGACAGAGUCACCUUUACACUGUCUGUCUGUUCGGCUACACAACCAAUAAAUCAAGAUGUCUGAAAUGA